Messenger RNA from Xyrauchen texanus (razorback sucker), 7909 nucleotides. RefSeq names its product protein kinase cGMP-dependent 3 (gene prkg3). Bases 102 to 2141 code for a protein of 679 amino acids. Gene Ontology annotation, biological process: protein phosphorylation. Gene Ontology annotation, molecular function: cGMP-dependent protein kinase activity; ATP binding. Lineage: Eukaryota; Metazoa; Chordata; Actinopteri; Cypriniformes; Catostomidae. The record is from RefSeq and is a predicted model, not a curated record. The transcript is spliced from 23 exons.
AUCAGAACACACAGUGAUCUGGAGAGAGUCUGAGAAUACAGUGUUCAGAUGAUGGAACAGAGACAUCUAAUUUGAAGACCGUGUUAUAUCUUAACAGGUCAAUGGAAGCCCAGCUCAAGAAGAUCCAACACAUGCUUGAAAAACAAUGCCAGCUCAACCAAGACCUCCAGAAACAGAACCAUGACCUGAAGAAACAGCUUGAGGAGAAAGAGGGGGCUUUGCAGGAGCUGCAGACCCGAUUGGAUAACAUUGAUUGUCCAUCACAACAGAACAGUAAUGAAGUGCCUGAGGUUCGACAGAGUCGGGCAGCUGUCAUAGCUUCGGAGCCCAUACCAGUAGAGCUUGAAAUCACUGCCAACAGGGUCACAAAAUCUGCCAGUGAGUCAGCUCAGAUCGUGAAGGCCAUCUGUAAGAAUGAUUUCCUCAGCCGUCUGGAUGAAGAGCAGAUCAGUAUGAUGGUGGAGCUCAUGAAGGUUCUGGAUCAUUUUCCUGGUGAUAACAUCAUCACAGAGGGUACAGAGGGAAACAGCAUGUACAUUGUUGCUGUGGGGGAGCUGAGGGUCACACAGGCUGGGCGUGACCUGCGGAAUUUGACCUCUGGCGAUGUGUUUGGGGAGCUAGCCAUUCUAUACAACUGCAAACGCACAGCAUCUGUAAAAGCCAUCACUUCAGUGAAGUUGUGGUGUAUAGAGAGACAAACAUAUCGAAGCAUCAUGACCAACAAUUCCAAGCAAAAACGAGAACAACUGAUGGGCUUCCUGAAGACAGCUUGUACUCUGAAGGCCCUGAACGAUAUCCAAUUGUCCAAGAUCAUUGACUCCAUGGAAGAGGUGAAGUUUCAGAAAAAAGAGGUAAUUGUCCGAGAAGGAGCAGAAGGCAAUACUUUUUACAUCAUCCUCAAAGGAGAGGUAUUAGUGACCAAAAAUGUUAGUGGACAGCAGAAAAUCAUUCGUAAGAUGGGUGAGGGGGAGCACUUUGGAGAACUGGCACUUAUACGAGAGAUCCGUAGGACAGCAACUUGCACAGCUGUGGGAGCUGUCACAUGCUUCUCCAUUGAUAAAGAGGUCUUUGAAGAGACCAUUCCUAUUGAAAGUCUUGAACUCCAUGACGAUUCAGAUCACCUGGAGGACAUUAAAAAGCCAGAGGAAGUGGGGACAAACACAUCUUUGAUGCUAAAAGAUCUAGUUCCUGUCCUGUAUCAAGAGGGGCGUUAUCAAGGAGAACCCGUCACUCUUGGAGUUGGGGGGUUUGGAAGAGUUGAGCUGGUAACUACCUUACACCACAGAAAGUACUUCGCUAUGAAGAAGGUCAUUAAAAAGCACAUUGUUUCAAAGAGGCAAGAAGGACACAUUCUCCUUGAGAAAAGGAUUCUUCUGGCAAUCCGAUGUGACUUCAUUGUCAGGCUGCAUGCUGCCUUCAAAGAUUCUCGAUACAUCUAUAUGAUAAUGGAGUUUUGCUCCGGUGGAGAAAUUUGGACCAAGUUGAAAGAAGUAGGGCGAUUUGAAGAAAACAUAGCUGUGUUUGUAACAGCGUGUGUGGUUGAAGGCUAUGCAUACCUGCACAAGAAAGGAAUCCUGUAUCGAGACCUAAAACCAGAGAAUCUAAUGAUGGACACCAAAGGAUAUGUGAAACUGGUUGAUUUUGGCUUUGCUAAAGAACUUUCUCGGGGGGGAAAGACAUAUUCCUUUUGUGGCACUCCUGAGUACAUGUCUCCAGAGAUCAUUCAGAAUCAGGGUCAUGACUUUGCUGCAGACUUCUGGUCACUUGGCAUUCUAAUUUAUGAGCUGCUUGUAGGCAGCCCACCCUUCUCCAGUUCAGAACCACAGAAAAUCUACGCUAAGAUUUUGGACGGUGUGGUGAAUUACCCAACAUAUCUGGGAGAAGGUGCCAAAUCUCUCAUCAGUAAACUGUGCAGGUCACGACCUGGACAGCGGUUGGGAAACACGAAAAAUGGAAUCAAAGAUGUUCGACAUCACAGGUGGUUUAACAGCAUUAACUGGCACCAAUUAAGAAUGGGGCAACUGGAAGCACCAACUAUUCGACUCAUAAGAAAGGGUCCCUGCUACAUUAACUUUGACCGCUUUCCUUAUGACAAGACCCAAGCGGAGGAGGAAUUUUCAGGCUGGGAUCGAGAUUUCUGAACAACCAUCAAGUCUCAGGGUUUAUCAAAUUCAUAAUAAUCUAUAACUCUCAUUCUAAAAGCAGCAGCCACUUAAUAUUGUACAAAGUUUUGUCAAGAUUUUAUAUUUUUUCUUGGGUGACACUUUAUAAUAGCUUUCAUUAAUAAAUUAUUAACAAACAUUAUAUAAUGCUUAACAGAUAAUUAGUUAAUGUAUAUUCUACAUAAUGCAUAGGUAGUGAUAAAGCACUUUUUAAUAUUUCCUAAUGAAUUUAACUUACAUUUAAUUAUUUGUUAAGCAUUAAUUAAUGUAAAUUUAAAUACAAAAUGUAUUAAACUUUGCACUUUUUAACAUCUACAAAUAAUUUUUACAAAUCUUAGAUAAUGAUUAACUGAUCACUUGUUAAUGUACUUUUGAAUGCUUACAACUGUCAUUAUAAUUUUUAAAUAUACUUUUUAUACUUUUUUUCUCCACUUCAGACAAUAUUCAUGUUUUCAAAUUAUUCAUUAAUGUCCUGGUAAUUUGUAACCAGUGUCUGUAAAGCCACACAUUUGCUAUUUGUUUGUUGUAGUAUGUAAGCAUGCAUUUACACAUCUUAACUAAAUUGUUUUGUUCUUCAGACUGUGACAAUUGAACACAACUAGGAGUGUAAUUUUUUUUUAAUUAAAAACAAAAUAUAUAACUGUUAGUGCUGCAUAAAAAGUGCCCUUAAAUUGUAAUAGUAAAUACAACACUGAGAGUGCUGCCCAUAUUGUUUGUGUCUUAUGCAAUGAACAAUCAAGAGCUGAUUCAAUGUGCGUCUUUAUUAACCCAUACUCCAUUAACAACUGCCCACGAACCGGGGCCAAUACGUCACACCAGGAUGCAAACCAUAUAUGGCAUUUCACCGUAACAUCUCCCUUUCUUUACAACGUUGCCACACUUCAAUAAGAACCCCCUCCAUUAAUUAACAACCCGAACAUGAGUGGUUACGAGACCAACUUAUGCUGUGCAUUACCAAAACUGAACUGUAUUACUGGUGCGUUAGUCUGUCUACACCACUAAGGGAAAAUCACAAGUCCAGUCUUUGUGGUGGACGUGACUGACGGCCGCUGCGCGUAAUGAUCAGGGUUUUGCGCUGGGCAGGCAUAUUACUCACUGACAGCUUUUGUCCUUGAACUUGCUCUGGCACAUAUUCCGUGUUGUCCCAUGUGACACCAUGUUUGUGUCCUAUGCAAUGAACAAUCAAGAGCUGAUUCAAUGUGCGUCUUUAUUAACCCAUACUCCAUUAACAACUGCCCGCGAACCGGGGCCAAUACGUCACACCAGGAUGCAAACCAUAUAUGGCAUUUCACCGUAACACAUAUUGUCGUUUAAAGUCUUCUCCCACACUGGAAAAAAAUAUAUAUAUAUUACAAUAUUAUGUACUUUCUACAUUGAAUAAGUUAAUUUAAUCGUGAAAUUGAAAAUAAAAAGAAAAUUCUACAUAUAUAAUCAUUUAAACAGGUAAACAUUAAUGCACUAGCUUAUAAGCUAAUAUUAUUUAUGAUUGUUAUCUUUACAAUGUGUCAUCAUGUAUUAAUCCUAAAGUAACCUUGUCAGGUAUAAAGUAACCUUCUAACCUGGUUAGAAACCUUGUCAUAUUUAUUUGCUAAUUUGAAUACAUUUCACAGGUAAAUAGAAUAAGUACUGUACAUUUUACUUAACUUUCCGAAGUUGGUGUUCCCAGCACCGGGCUUGAAUGUGCUUGCAUGGUUUCACUGUUUACAAGUUGAUUUACACUGCUUUUAUUGGUCUCAGGUUUGGUAACUUCAUGUUCCCCUUCUGUCACUCACUCAACAUUGUGUUGAUUGUAGUGACACAAGGGACUUCUUUCGAGAGCCUCGAAUACCUCUGAAUAUGAAAAAGGCCAAUGCCAAAUUGGCAAACAGAAAUUUCAUGUCCCGCCCCCGAACAUACAUGUAUAAAAGGCAGGGAUCGUGCAUCUGGUCAGUCAGACUCUGAUUCUUUCUCCGGAGCCGAGCGGUUGUGUGAUCACACUAUGGUUGAGACACUCACUAUGUUCCACUCACCUCUAAGAGGAUUGCUGUUGGAUCCUAUUGCGCAUUACCAGCGGCUUUCUACCUUCUCUGCAGGCCAGUGCAGUCCACGCCCCUGGGCGCUUCGACAGCAUUUCCUAAAAGAGUUUACACAUUGGCGUUGAACGUCUUUUUAAAGACGCGUCUUUUUCAAGAUGCUUUUCCGCCUUUGUGUAGAUCCUGGAUGCGGUAGAUAUCUCUCCGCUUCUGACGGUCAUAUAUGCUGCCUCACGUGUAUGGGCUGCGAUCACACUUAGGCAGCGUUUAUGAAUGGUCCAUGUUCUCAUUGCGAGAGCAUGACCAUGGCAACGUUGCGGUCAUGGCUUUCCUUCCUUAAAGGAAACGCUACUCCAGCCGCCCCCCUGUAUCGCGCCUUCUUCCCACGGGAUUGAGGCCGACCUGGCUGGCAAUGGAGGCGAUUUGGGGAGUUCGGCGAGCACCGCUCACAACAACCCGGACAGACAAUGGCCACCCUCGUGGUCCAAUAACGACAUCUGUGGCUUGACCUGGUCGAGAUGCGGGAUACUGACAAAGCUCGCUUUCUACAACGCUGCUGAGGACUUCGCCCAACGUUUUUCAGUGGUGAAAAAAUAGACAGAGACCAUUCAACACAUCAUGCCUCUUUGUUGCCAAAAAACACACACCCCCUCUGUUAGCCAAGGGCAUCCCCCUGCAGCUGCGAAAGCUCAGGCAGCUCCGCCCCAACCUGGGCCCAGCUCUCAGUCCCUGCGUAGAGCUCCCCGCGGGAAGCCGAUGCUCGUGUCUCACGAAAAAUUUUGUUGACCCAAAAGGCUCCAAGGCGUUCCUGAGAUGGACGACUCAGGGAGUGAGAUGGCCUCUAUGGAGUUGGCCUCUAGUCCACUCCAUCCCCCAGUGGAGGGCCAGCAGGGAAACCGUUUCCCACACCCGACUGGGCUGUGGUACCCAAAAGAACAGCUUCCUCACUCCUUGACUAGCUGGUGUUCACAAACGCUGUUCUCACGGCACCAAAAUAUUACAGUCAGGCACAAUGCAUGUAAACCUUUCACCUCGACAUCCACAACUGUACCACAUACACGUGGCCGGCCGGUUCUGAUGAGUCCAGAGGAUGCCUCACUAGGACCUCCUCCUCAGUCACUAACCCGCCCCAUGUGGAGCAAGGUAAGUGCUUUGAGUGUUUACUCGACACACAUGCCUCAGGAUGCAACUUUGCCUCCUGACGCAACACUACCUGCUCCCUACCGCUGAUCCGAGGCAAGUACGUCUUUAUCCAUUCAGACAGCACUGCGACGGUAGCGUACAUAAAUCAGCAAGGCGGCGUACACUCUCGUCACAUGUCACAACUCGCUUGCCAUCUCCUCCUUUGGAGUCAGCAACAACUGAUAUUGCUGCACGCAACUCAUGUCCUGGGCAGCCUCAACACUACAGCGGAUGCGACUGGCUUCGCUCAACGGGGAGUGGAGGCUCCAACCCCAGGUGGUUCAUCUGAUCUGGGACCGUUAUGGCAAAGCACAGGUAGACCUACAUUACACGUUAUCCACGGUACGGUCCCCCUGUCAGGCAGUCCCCAUUGCCCCGGUCGCCGUGUUUGUAGAACUACUCCCUCAGUAGGCAGGAUCUACCUCCGCGCCAUUUACAUGGGUGAUGACGGUCCCACCAUGUGAUGCAUUUGCCACAUUUUCACCUCCCUAGACUGGGCAGGAUGUGGUCUCCACGGGGUCUUUUCCCAAUGAAAGAAGAGGACUGGAAAAGAACUCCUUCCCCAAUACAUGUUAUAGCUAGAUGGCCCCAGCCACAUCUAACACUCUAUGAGGAGAAACAUAGAGAGAAAAGGCUGCGGCUGGCGCGACCUGCUCCCAUGCUUGUCACAUCACUUGUUCCCACCCCUCAAGGGAAAACCUUGGUAGGAUGCCGGGAACCUAAGAAAAACAAUAUGACGUGUUAGUGGGGCCUUGGGGAAUAUUACGUGCAGUCUCAUGCCCAUGCUCCUUUGGCAUGCAACAGCUUGCUGCACCAGCAUCAGCAGAUCCCGUAACACGGUUCAGUGUAGGGGGCGCUAUUGAAUAGGGGCACAUUGUGUCACUACAAUCGACACAACGUCGAGUGAGUGACAGAAUGGGAACAUCUAGGUAACUAGUGUAACCCCCAUUCCCUGAUAGAGGGAACGAGACAUUGUGUCCCCCUUGUCACAAAGCCGCUAUAAUGGCUGAACCUUAUUCUCGGCUCCUCAGUGCAGAACCUGACUGAACAGAUGCACGAUCCCCGCCUUUUAAACCAGUAUAACCGGGGGUGGGACAUGCUAAUUCUGUUCGCCAAUUUGGCAUUGGACUUUUUCAGGUAUCCGAGGCUCUCGAAAGAAGCCCCUUGUGUCACUACAAUCGACACAAUGUCUCGUUCCCUCCAUCAGGGAACGGGGGUUACACUAGUAACCUAAACAUUUUGUGAAGUAUUAAGUCCAUUUUCUACUCAAAAUUACACGUUCAUGAUAAAAAUUGUUUUUGUCAUGGACAGUUUGUAACUGUAAAGCUACAGUAUGGAAUUAAAGAAGCAUAAAAGCACCAUUAAUUAGUCCAUAUGACUUGAACAUUAUAUUCAGUGUAUCUUGAAUGGUGGGCCGUGCAUUUACAGUGUAGGCCUUCAGUGUGAUUCAUGCCAUUGAGAAAACACAGUUUCACAAUGAAUGACACCGUAUGCCUUUGGGCAUCAUACAUUAUGUUAACAAAUAAUACCAAUUGCCAUUUUAAAAACACAUCCACGUAUGAAAGCCAUAACUUGAAAUGACACUUAAUGCUCAAGCAAGCCUAAUUUUAACUCUAGCAUGACUAUUUUGGGAAAUGAACUUCUCCUGAACAGACAUUCACAAAUCAUAAUUUUUCAUUUGAAUCUGAGGUCUAUAAUACCUGUUCUAAUAAUGUAAUAAUAUUUGUGAUUUAAAUGUUGCUUGUAAUAAAUUUAGUUUCAUCAGGGUACACGGUUAUGCUGCAUUCCGUUCAAGUUGGAUGAGGGAUAUUCCUACUUGAUAUCGCCGACCAUAAAUGCAUUCCAUUCCACGAUAGGGUAGUCCUAAAAAUGUAUGGCAUCUACGUUAAUAUUAUUCUAUUUGUUUCCCUGUCUCAACCUUGGAAUCCAUAUCCCUGCAUCACCUUGGUCUAAUGAUGGACUACACUCUUAAAAUGGAACGCAUAGACUAUCAAUAUCACUGUAACACAAUUACAAUAAACACUGGCUCUUAACACUUACCUAGUUUUCUCAUUAUUAUCCAUGACUUGCACUGCACAUAAAUAACUAAUAUUGGUAUUCUAUUCAUGCUGUUUAGCCAGAGAGGAACUGGCCCCAACAGUGAGACUGGUUUCUCCCAAGGUUAUUUUUCUGGAUUAACCAACAGUUUAUGGAGUUUUGUGUUCCUUCCCACAGUGUCCUUUGGCUUGCUCAUUGGGGUUCUAAAUACAAUUAUUAUUUAAUUAUUUAUUUUUAUACACAAUUUACAAUCAUAUUUAAUCAAACUACACAAUGAUGACUCUAAAACUUUAUACACUCAGCAAAAAAAGAAAUGUCUCUUUUUCAGGACACUGUAUUUUAAAGAUAAUUUUGUAAAAAUCCAAAUAACUUUACAGAUCUUGUUGUAAAGGGUUUAAACAAUGUUUUCCAUGCUUGUUCAAUGAACCAUAAACAAUUAAUGAACAUGCACCUGUGGAAAGGUCGUUAAGACACCAACAGCUUACAGAUGGUAGGCAAUUAAGGUCACAGUUAUAA